CUUUCCCGCUUUUUCUUGGAGUUAUACCAAUAAUAUUGUGUAAAUAUUAUACAUUGUUAUCACGUGAACCGUUUUUCUCGUUUUAUGUCGGUAUCAAGCAAUACCGUCCAUUAUGAACUUGAAGACCUAGAACUCUAUUUUCACUUGCCGCCUGUUGAUAUCAAUCACUAUGGAACCAUUAUUGCCAUCUGAAGUAGCUCGUCUAGUAUUUGGUUAUCUGAAAAAAGAAAAAAAUGAAGAUGCUGCAGAAUGUUUUUUAAAAUCCUCUCCUCAUUUGACUGAAUGUUAUAAAAUGUUUAAAUCUAACAAAAACUUUAAUCUAAAAGUUAAUGGAUUUAAUUUGAAUGACAUAUUUGACAUUUUUGGAACUAUGUGUAGCAUGAUUAAUGAACGAAUAUCUGAAGCAUGUGAAUCUAAAACAUUAAUUGAACAAUUACAAUAUUUAUUAGAUGCUAAUCAUAAACCAACAAAAGAAGAUAAAUGUGUUGAAACAGAAUUAAAUGUUGUUGACAAAUGUAUUAGUUGUAUAAUCACUACUGAAAAUAAGAGUACUCUAACAAAUGAAGAAACUAAUAAUAGUAUUACCAAAGUAUUAGAAAAUCCAUCUUUUACAGAAAUAAUUUCUAGUGAUAUGUCUAAAACUAAUAAAAACACAAUUAAUAAUGAAAUAAUUAAUAUAAACAUUAAAGAUAGUAAAAAAAUCGAAGAAAAUAUUGUUAAUCAGCCUGAAUACCAACAAAUACCAGAAGCAACAUCACUAGAAUCAAUGCCUGGUUUAUCAAAAGGAGAUACAAAAGAAAUCAAAGAUAAUUCUGUAGUUAUUGAUACUGGUGAAUUAGUAGAUACAUUUUUAAAUGACCAGAGCUUAUUAGAAAAAAUUGCAGACAAUAUAAAUAAAUCUAUUGAGACUCAAAGAGAAGCUGACGAUAAUAUACAAAAUUGUAAUACAUUGGAUCCUCCCACACUUGAAAAAGCAUUAGAUUCUACUCAGUCUGAUCCACAAAUUAAAAAUAUACUGGAUGAAUUUUUAGUUUUUAAUGUUGACAAUUCUGAUGAUGGUAAAAAAAAAUGUAACCAACAAAAUCAACAAAGUACUAUAAAAUCUCGUUUACGUAGUGCCAAGAAAAAAGAUGAUGCCCCAAACAAAUCAAAAAAAAGUAAUUCUUAUACCCCAAAACACAAUACUAAUGAUAAUAAUGAUUGUAAGAAAAGUGAUGAUAGUAAUAUUGUAUUGGUACAUGAAGGUAAUAUUAAAACAUUAUUUGAAUCUUGUGAUUUAUUAUCCAAUCAAAUUCUACUACAAUCAAACAACUCUAAUGUUGGGCAAUCGUUUAAUUUUGAGACUAAAGAGAUGGAAUCAGAAGAAGACUAUAAUGGCAGAGCUAACUAUGUGAAAAUAGCUCCAAAAAUGACUCCAAUGUUGAAGGCACACCAAGUUUCUGAAAAACAUAUUUUUCCUAGAAGAACAAGACGGUCAUUAGAACAAUUUGGUAUCAGGAGCAAAUUCAAGAGAACCAAUAUAACAUCUAUGCAACCAACUGGAAUACUUCAGUCUCCUCAAUCAAUUGUUAUUGAAGUUCCUAGUCAAAGUUCAAUUGAAAAUCAAACAAAAAGUAAUUUAGAUGUCAAUAUUAUCAAAUUACCAGAUAUGAAUAAAAAAUCAUCUCAUGUAAAAGAUAUAAUUACUCAUGAUACACCAGAUGAUAGACAAAUACCUCCCAAAAAUAAAAGUUUGAGUACACCUCGAAGAAGAAGCACUCAUAUCAGAUGUUUAGAUUUCAGUACACCACAGCCUAAAAAUAUAGAUCGAGAUAAUGCUCGUUCAAAACUUUUUUGUGAUAGUCCAAAAAUAUGUGAAAAAAUUGUAGAAGAAUCUAUUUCUAGUCCAUUGCCAAAACUUCAAGCUGAUUGGGGUUCAGUCAAUGGAUUUGAAUCUAUUGUUAAAAAAGAAAAAACUAAACAUUGGGAUACUGAUAUUAGAGAGAUGGUGGGAGCUGGAGUUUUAACAUCAGAUUCUGAUGGAAGAAAAACAAAAAAAAAGAAAACACCUAGAAAAAAAAUUAAGCCAGUCAAUGAUAAAAAUAAUUCUGAAAUUAUGAUCGAAAAACAAAAUAAAACAAAUAAUAGUUCAGGUCAAUCAAAUGAAUCAAAUAAUAUUGAAACAUUUAAAUCAAAUACGCCCGAAAAUCAAUUAAAUUUAGACGAGGAAAACUGUAAUAAGCCACUAUUGAAUGAACAAAAAUCAUUAAAGAAGCCAAAUGAAAUUCCUAUUUUGUUAAAAUCCUCCGAUAAAAUAGUUACCGAGUUAUUUAAUGAACAACCAUCAAAUAAGUCUGAUUCUUUGACUAAUAUUGAUCAAGUAAAAUCACUAAAAACCCAAAGCAAAUUUCCUCAUUCUUUGGAAACUCCAAAUGAAAUAGUUUCAGAGUUAUUUGAUGAAAAAUCAUUAAAUAAAUCUGAUUCUUUGAAACAUAUUGAUAGCUUAAAAUCUUUGAAUAAUCAAAGUAAAUUUCCUAUUUCAUUGGAAACUCCUGAUAAAGUUACAGAGUUAUUAAAUGAGCAACCAUCAAAUAAUGAUAAUGGUUCUAUAAAAAGCUUUAUUGACCCAACGUUAUUAAAACCUCAAACUGAAUUAGUUUUUUCAUUGGAAACUCCAAAUAAAAUUAUGGAAAUGUGUGAUGAGAAAUCUUCAAACAAAUCAGAUUCUUUAAAAAAUUUUGAUAAUUCAAAAGCAUCGGAAAGCCCAAGGGAAUUUCCUAUUUCAUUAGAAACUCCAUGUAAAACAACAGAAAUUUGUAAUGAACAACAAUCAAUUACAAAUGAUUAUUCAAAAAGUCCUUGUAAUAUUCAAAAUAAUCUUAACCAAUUAAAUACUAUAGAAAAAGAAGCAACUAUCUCAUGUAUUUCAAAAACCGUACCAGAAACAGAAAAUAUGAAUAAAAAAACAGAAUCCAACUUUUUAGAAACAUUUAAUAAUCAUAAUUUAUCUAAAGAAAAUUUAGAUAGUCAGACUUCACUUAAUAUCAAAACAAAUAACUCAAAUCAAGUAAAUAGCCCUAUAAAACUUAAUAACAUUCAACCAGUUAAACAAAAAAUUUUUGAAACCCCAUACAAAUGUGAUGAUUCUGCUGUUGAUGUACCCGAAACUCCAAUUUCAAAACUGAUAAGAGAGUAUGAUCCAAGUAAACUUAUGACACCAUUACCAUCUACACCUGUACAUUUUGACGAUUCUUUGUCGGAAACUCCUUUGACAAAAGUAUUCAGAGAAACUUCAUAUCUAAAUCGACCUCCAAUUUCGCCAUUUCCACCUACUCCAGGGAAUUCGAGGUCUGUUGAUACUUUAAUUCAACCUGAACAAGGAAAUUCUAAUACCAUAAUAGAAUAUUUAGAAAAACCUAAUCAGUCAAAUAUCAAUAUUGAAAAUCCAACCAAUGUCAAAAAAGUUAAAACUUUACCUCUUAAAACCAAGACAAAACUUUCAACUAAAACCAAAAUAAAAAAUGGCUUAAAAGGAAAAAGUGUUGAAGCUAAAAAAAAACAAGUGUAUGAAUCUGUUAAAGUUGAAUUAUUUGGAAGUGAAAUUACUUCAAGUUCAAGUGCAGAUGAAUUAGAAAAGACCAAAAACCAACAUAAAACAAUAGUAAUAAAUAAAAAAAACCAAGGAGCAGAAAAAAAAUCUGGUUUUAAACCAAUUCCUAAAAGAAAAUCAAUGCAGGCUCCAACUUCUCUAGUUAAUGGUUUUGAAAAUCCUUCAUUGAAUGAAAUCAAUACAAUACUUAAUAAUUCAAUGAAACCAGCAAUAGAACAGAAAAACAAUAGUACGUUGCAUAAAAUCGAUAAAAUAUCAAAUAUUAAACAAUUAAACAAAUCAAAAAAGUCUAUGGUGCAUUUUGAUGAUCCAGUAGAACAAUAUAUUAAUCAAUCUACAAAGUUAAAUACAUCUAUAACUAGCAGUACAGCUGUUAGUAAAAUAAAAAAUAAAAUUGUUGAUGACAAUUGCGAACCUUUGGUUGGUUUAAGUAGGUAUUUAAACCAACCAUCUUCAUUUUAUGAGUGUAAUAGUACAAAAAAAAGUGGAUCAGCUGAAAAAAUAGCUAAGAUUUCUAAACUAAAUAAUAGUGAUUCAAAUAUUAAUUAUUCUGAAUUUCAUAAUGAAAUUAAAUCCAGUGAAAACUUAUCUAUAACUUCUCAAACUUCUUUUAUGGAUAAAACAAAAACACAUCAAAUUAGUGAACAAAAAAUUAAAUCAUUUGAAAACUGUUCAAUGUUUGGAAAUGAAAAAGAAAAUAAUAAAUCAUAUUCACCAAUAGAUUCUAUUCAAUCUUCAUCUAUUUAUACUAAGACUGCAAAUCAGGAUUGUAAUUCUAAGAAUAAAACGAACAAUACAAGUAUUCAAAACUCUAAUUCAUCUGUCAAUAAUAAUAUGAUUAACACUUCUUGUAUUACUGUUGGACAUAACAAUGAAUUGAAAAAGGUUUAUAAUUCAGUAGAUAAUAUUGAAUAUCUAAAAACACCUAAAGUAUAUGAAGUUAUUAGCGAUGACGGUGAACAUCAGUUGGUAAAUUUGCAAUUAACUGAGCCAUUCAGUCUUCUUGAUAUACCUUCAGAAUUAAACAAUGAACAACCAUCCAAUCCAAAUUGUUCAUCAUUUAUAACAACUAAAGAAUUGGAUGUUACUCCAGAGAUUGAACCUGGCGAAUUAAAAAAAGAUGAUAGCCCCAUACCUGUGACUAGCACUCCUAAAGAUGCUAUUGUAAAAAGUGAAGAAAGAAAAAAUAGAUUUAGAAGAAGCCCCUCAUUUUGGGAAGACUCUAUUCAUAAUUACCCAGUUAAUCAUAGAGAUGAUAGAUAUAGAGAAUCAAACAGUUGGCAAAGUAAAAGUAAUCGAGAUAGAAGAUAUGAUAAAAAAUACAGGCAAAAUUCUCGACAUCAUGAUGACCGAUCACAAUUUACUACUUUUAAUCGAUAUAGUCAAAGGAGCCAUCAUAUGAACAUAAAAAAUGAGUUUCGUGAUGAUGGAGUAAGAGAUAAAGAUAGAUUUAAACAUAAAGAUGAUAAAAGACGAAGCUACCGUGAUGAUCGUAAAGGAAGAGAUCGAUUAGAUGAAUCUGAAAGAUUUUCAAUUACACAAAGAAUAUCACAGAAUGAAUCUCAAAAACUCAGUAGAGCAGAUGAUAUUGUAAAGAAAGCUACCAAAAGGCCUGCAAAUCGAACAGAUCAUAAUGAGAUUCCACCAAAAACAUCUAAAGUUGAACAUCAACGAUUGCUAAAGAAUGUUAAUGUUGAUGAUUUUUUGUCAGUAGUACAUGGUCAAAAAUGAAAUAUUUUCUGUAAAGUUGAUAUAUUCAAUGUACAUUUUAUACUUUUGAUAUAAUUGCAUAUU
Molecule: messenger RNA, 5383 nt
Organism: Sipha flava (yellow sugarcane aphid)
Lineage: Eukaryota; Metazoa; Arthropoda; Insecta; Hemiptera; Aphididae
Exons: 13
Coding region: 170-5320 (1716 amino acids)
Molecular function (GO): protein binding
Source: RefSeq, a predicted model, not a curated record